This is a messenger RNA of Ambispora leptoticha, 1785 nucleotides long. Lineage: Eukaryota; Fungi; Glomeromycota; Glomeromycetes; Archaeosporales; Ambisporaceae. The record is from the annotation of a GenBank genome assembly.
AUGCAAAAUCCCGGAAACUUAGACAUUUACUGGCGCGAAAAGAAUGAUUAUAUUCCAUAUGACUACUCUCAGCAGAAUGUUGCUGGUACCUCCUCUAGUGCUAUGGGACCUUCAAGUACAGCCGAAGUUCCUUAUUACCCAGAGAACUUCAAUAAUAGCAGUAGCAGCAAUCAAGAUGUCGCCAUGAAAGAUAUUAAAAUUGAACCGUCUUCUUAUUUUCGUGAUCGUUCACCUGAUCGACGUCAUCGAGAGGAUGAAAGUAGUAGGCGUAAAGAAUCUGAAAGAGAUCGAGGGAAAAGUCGAGAGCAAAGUCGUGAUCAUCGUCGAGCUCGAGACGAUAGGGAUGAUCGUGAUAGAGAAAGUCGAAAAUCACGUCGUUCGAGAAGAAAAAGUCGUAGUCUUUCUCCAAGAAGAUAUAGUCCAAGCGCAAGAUAUCGUUCACGUUCUCGUUCAGUAACUCCAAUAAAUAAACGUCCUAGGAAAUUAAACAAUUGGGAUGUACCUCCUCCAGGUUAUGAAGGAAUGACGUCUGAACAAGUUAAAGCGACAGGCCACUUCCCUUUACCAGGUCAAGCUGCUGUAGGUGCAACGAUAAAACCCCCAAGUGCCCCAGAAACGCCAUUAAUCCAUAUUCCCGGAAUGGAUCCGAAUCGUGCUGCUUUGAUGAUGGGAAUGACUCAUGAGCUACCGCCAAGACCCAAAGUUAGCCAAGGUGCAGCUGGUCCUGUGGCACAAACAGCUUCACUUGCAAGGCAAGCAAGGCGUCUUUAUGUGGGUAAUAUUCCUUAUGGAAUUGAUGAGCGUGGUUUAUCUGAAUUCUUCAAUUCGACUAUGAUUCAACUGAAUAUUACAACUUCACCGGGUGAUCCAGUUAUUGCAGUACAAAUAAAUCAUGAUAAAAAUUAUGCAUUUGUUGAGUUUCGCGCACCCGAAGAAGCUACGGCAGCAAUGGCCUUCGAUGGAAUUACCUUCCAAGGACAAUCUUUGAAAAUUCGUCGUCCUAAAGAUUACCAAGCGCCUCCGGGUCAUGAUCAAGAACCACCGCCCAUUCACGUGCCUGGUGUAGUGUCGACGAAUGUUCCUGAUAGCCCUCACAAAAUAUUUAUUGGCGGGCUCCCUACAUAUUUAAACGACGAGCAAGUUAUAGAGCUCCUAAAAUCUUUUGGAGAAUUGAGAGCUUUCAACUUGGUCAAAGACAGUUUAACCGGUGUUUCAAAAGGCUUUGCUUUUUGUGAAUACGUGGAUCCAACUGUAACUGAUUUAGCAUGUCAAGGAUUGAACAAUAUGGAAUUAGGAGAUCGUAAAUUAGUUGUACAGCGUGCAAGUGUUGGUUCAACUAAAAAUACAGGAGUGGCUAUAACCUCAUUACCUCCUUCUUUACUUAUUCCCGCAAAUAAUGGAGAGAUGCAACCUACUAGAAUCUUGCAGCUAUUGAAUAUGGUCACACCGGAGGAAUUAAUAGAUGAUGAUGAAUAUGCAGGCAUGUUUUUUAAUCUAUUUUUUUUUUACCUUUACAUCUCUAACAAUAAGUUUUUCUUACUAUUAUUAGACAUUUUUGAUGAUGUCCAUGAAGAAUGCUCGAAAUAUGGAAAAAUAGUUGACAUGAAAAUUCCUCGUCCAACACAAACCGGAUUAAUGGCAGGCGUUGGAAAGAUAUUUGUGCGAUACGAACGUAUUGAAGAAACUGGCGUCGCGCUUCGCGCUCUAGCAGGUCGAAAAUUCGCCGAACGUACUGUGUUAACCUCAUAUAUUGACGAAGACAGAUAUCUUGCUGAUGAUUUCUAG